GGAGAGUGUUGAUGCAUACAUUGUUGCUUGUGGAUGUUUUAUUAAGGUUAGGUAAUCUUUGUUGGGAGAAUUUUAAAAUUGUUCUACAACACCUAUUCACCCCCCUCUAGGUGUAGUUCAUUAUUGAGAUUCACAUUUUCAAUUGGUAUCAGAGCAGGUUUUUAAAAGAAAAAUCAUUUUCGGUCCUUGAAUCUCAAUCAUGGAACCUCAUCAAGAGGGAGCUUCCAUUGGGAGACCACCAUUUUUAACCGGCGAAAAUUAUUCUCAUUGGAAAGUGAGAAUGCAAUAUUUUCUCAAAAUGCAAAGUGAAAAAGUUUGGAAUGCAGUUGAAUUUGGUUGGUCUCCACCUAAGGUGUUGGAUAGGGAAGGAAGACCAACUAAUGUUAUCAAGCCUAAGUUGGAAUGGGAUAGAGGUGACAAUGAAGCUAGUGAGAACAAUGCUAGAGCCAUGUAUUCUAUCUUUAAUGCCAUUAGCACGGAUGAAUUUCGUAGGAUAGCCACAUGUACUUCGGCUAAGGAGGCUUGGGAUAUCCUCCAAGUGACUCAUGAAGGUACUAAUGCUGUGAAAGUGUCCAAACUUCAAAUGUUAACCUCUAGGUUUGAGACAAUUAGGAUGGAGGAUCAUGAGAACUUUGGAGAGUUCUAUGCAAAACUGAUGGACAUUGUGAAUUCUAGUUUUAAUCUAGGUGAGCCCAUCCCUAAUUCCAAAGUGGUUAGAAAAAUUCUAAGAUCUCUUCCGGAGAGAUUUAGAGCAAAAGUCACUGCCAUUGAAGAGUCCAAGGAUGUGGAUUCCUUGAAAGUGGAUGAACUUGUGGGUUCACUCCAAACCUUUGAAAUGACUCUUGGAUCACCUAGGAAAUCAAAGGGCAUUGCCUUGAAUGCCAUUAAAGAGGAGUCCUUAGGUUCCGAAGGUGAGGGUAAUGAGAAAAUGUCGGAUGGAGAGGUUGCUAGAUUUGCUAGAAAAUUCAAAAAAUACAUGAAGUUCAGGAAAUAUAAGAAGAAGUCCAAUGAAGAUGCUAGAAAAUGGAAUAAUUCAAUGGGUAAAUCAAAUGUAAAAGACAAAAAGAAAGACAAGAGUGUCAAAAAGGACCUUGAGGUUGAAUGCUUCAAGUGUGGAGGAAAGGGACACUAUGCCACAGAAUGUCCCUCAAAGAAAAAAGGAAAGAAAGCCAUGCAAGUCACUUGGAGUGACUCAGAAUCAUGUCAAUCUAGUGAAAAAGAAUCCAAUGCUAGUGAGGAAUGCACUAAUUUCACAGCUUUUAUGGCAAGCGUCAUUGAUGAACCACUCAAAAAGGAGGUACUUAGUGAGUCUUGUGAGUCAAGUGACUCAAAUGGUGAUGAGAUGAGUUUUGACUCUGCAUAUGAGACUUUGUACAAGGAGUGCUUAAGUCUCAAACAGGAACAAGUUGAGUGGAAGACUUCUAAAAGGAGUUUAAUCAGUGAGAUUAAAACUCUAAAGGGAGAGAAAAAAUCUUUGCUAGAUAAGAUUGCCUUUCUUGAGGGCGAACACUUUGACAUGAAGAAAAAGUGUGAUGAAUUGAAGAGUGAAACUCAAGUGUUUAAAAAUGAGUUGAGUCUUAGGAAAGAAGAGUCACAUCCUAGCUCUAAAAGACUUAGUGAUUUGAUCAAUUUAGGGAGGAAAUCAUUUGAUAAAAGAGGCUUAGGUUUUGUUGAUGAAGCUACCACUCCAAGUAGUGGUAAAACAAUUUUUGUCAAGUCUUGUGAAGAAGUAGUCCCUAAGAAAAUUCCUCCAAAACUGAAACUUCAUUGCACUCAUUGCACUAAAAUGGGACACACCAUGGAUAGAUGUUAUGCUAGGAUGUUUGAGAGUUUCCAAAGAAAGUUGACCAACCUAAUGAAUGAAUCAUUCACUUUGAGAAAUAGGUUGUUACAAGGAGGCAAGAGAGUGUUCAUGAAAGAUUCAAAUGUCCCUCAUUAUAGUGGCUUCCAAGGAAGCACUUCAAAUGGAAUGACCAAAGUCACAAAUGUAAAACAAAUAUGGGUGAAAAAGAGUGAGCUUAAUUGCCUUGUUGUUCACACUGCACUUAGAGCUAGUGAGUUACACUCAUGGUAUUUUGAUAGUGGUUGUUCACGUCAUAUGACAGGUAAUAGAUCAUUCUUCACUAAUUUCACUGAAUUUGAUGGAGGAAAUGUGACUUUUGGUGAUGGCAAUGUUGCUAGUGUGAAAGGGAAAGGCACAAUUUGUGCUCCCGGGAUCCCUAACCUUGAAGAGGUUUUGUAUGUGGAAGGACUGAAAGCUAACUUGAUUAGCAUUAGUCAAAUAUGUGACAAGAAGUUCAAUGUUCAAUUUUCACAAAAUUUAUGUAAAGUGUUUGAUUUGAAUGGAAAUUGUGUGAUGAUUGGUUUGAGAACUUCUGAUAAUUGCUAUGCUGUUUGUCAAAAUCCUUCUACCUCUUUUUCUUCUUCUCUUGUGUGUGGUAGUUCAAAAAUUGAAUCAAUCGAUUUGUGGCACCGUAGGUUGGGUCAUUUGAACUACCGUGACUUGAUGAAGGUUGCAAAUAAUGAAGUCAUCAAAGGGAUUCCUAAGCUUGGAAAACCCUCUAAUCCUAUUUGUGGUCCUUGUCAAAAGGGAAAACAAACAAGGAGUACACAUAAGAGAGUUGAUGAAAUUUUGACCUCUAAACCUUUAGAACUCUUACAUAUGGACCUCAUGGGACCAAUGAGAACUGAGAGUUUAGGGGGCAAGAAAUACAUUUUGGUGAUGGUUGAUGACUAUUCUAGGUAUGCAUGGGUUGCAUUCCUAAGAGAUAAGAGUGAGGCAUUCAUAAAUUUCAAGGACAUUGGUUUGAAAAUUCAAAAUGAAAAAGGGCAUCCCAUUGAAAGAAUUAGGAGUGAUAGGGGGAGAGAAUUUGACAAUUCAAAUUUUUUUGAAUUUUGUCAUUCUCUAGGAAUCAAACAUGAGUUUUCCGCUCCUAGAACACCUCAACAAAAUGGGGUAGUUGAGAGAAAAAAUCGUGUCCUUCAAGAAAUGGCCCGAACAAUGCUAAAUCAGCAUGAACUCCCUACACAUUUUUGGGCUGAAGCCAUCAACACAGCUUGCUAUACUUCCAAUAGAACUCACAUGCGUCCUCAUACUAGGAAGACUUGUUAUGAGUUGUGGAAAGGUAAGAAACCCAGUGUGAAGUACUUUAGGGUGUUUGGAAGUAGAUGCUAUGUCUUGAAAGAUCAUGAAAAUCUUGGAAAGUUUGAAUCCAAGAGUGAAGAAGGGAUAUUCUUAGGAUAUUCCUCCAAAAGUCGGGCAUAUAGAGUAUACAUUUUGAGUUCAAAAUGUAUGGUGGAAUCAAUCAAUGUGAUUGUGGAUGAUAUGGGAUCAAGGUCAAGAGAGUGUGAUGAUGAUAGAAUUGAUGUGUCAAAAGAUAUUGAAGUGAUUGAAGAAAAAUCUGAAGAUGAAAAGUUAAGUGAAGAUGAAGAAAAGAAAGAUGAGCAAGGAAAGAAAGGAGAUAGGGGGAGAAUUGAGCCAUCAAAGAAAAAUAAGUCAAGGGUACCUAAGAACCAUCCUUUGAGCAAUGUGAUUGGGAACUAUGAGGAUAGCAUGGUAACAAGAAGACAAUCCAAGCUAAAUGAGGUAAGCUAUGUUUGCUAUACCUCCCAAAUUGAACCAAAAAAUGUUGAAGAAGCCUUGAAUGAUGAAGCUUGGGUAGAUGCUCUUCAUGAAGAGCUAAAUCAAUUUUCUAGAAAUGAUGUUUGGUUCUUAGUGCCUAGACCAAAAGAUGUGAAUGUCAUUGGAACAAAAUGGAUUUUCAAAAAUAAGAUGGAUGAAAAUGGUGUGAUUGUGAGAAAUAAAGCUAGGUUAGUUGCUCAAGGGUUCAAGCAAAUUGAGGGAAUUGAUUUUGAUGAAACUUUUGCUCCAGUUGCAAGACUUGAAUCCAUUCGAAUACUCUUAGCUGUAGCUUGUGUAUGGAAAUUUAAAUUGUUUCAAAUGGAUGUCAAGAGUGCCUUUCUAAAUGGGAUCCUUAAUGAAGAAGUGUAUGUGGAGCAACCCAAAGGGUUUCAAGACCCUAGGUAUCCAAAUCAUGUCUAUAGACUUAGAAAAGCUCUCUAUGGUUUAAAGCAAGCUCCUAGAGCUUGGCAUGAAAGACUCACAUCCUAUCUUCUUAAGAAAGGAUUCAUGAGAGGGGGAGCUGAUCGAACAUUGUUCAUUAGAAGAAAUGAUGAAGUGUUCUUGGUAGCACAAAUCUAUGUGGAUGACAUUGUGUUUGGCUCUACCUCCAAUGAGUGCGCUUUAGAUUUUGCCAAAGAGAUGAAAAGUGAGUUUGAGAUGAGCAUGGUAGGAGAAUUGACCUAUUUUCUUGGUUUCCAAGUGAAACAACUCAAGGAUGGGAUUUUCCUAUCCCAAUCCAAGUACGCAAGGGAACUUGUCAAAAAGUUUGGGCUUGAGUCAACUAAACAUUUUAGGACACCAAUGCCAACCAACCUAAAGCUAAGUAAGGAUGAAUCCGGGAAAGGGGUAGAGGAAACAUUGUAUAGGAGCAUGAUUGGUAGUCUCUUGUACCUCACUGCUAGUAGACCGGACAUAGCUUUUAGUGUUGGAGUGUGUGCUAGGUAUCAGGCAUGUCCUAAGGAAUCUCAUCUCAUAGCUCUUAAGCGUAUCAUUAGGUACAUUGCUGGUACUUUAGAGCUGGGUCUUUGGUAUCCAUUUGACACGCAUUCUGAUGUAGCUUGCUACACUGAUGCCGAUUGGGCUGGAAAUGUGGAUGAUAGAAAAAGCACUUCAGGUGGUUGUUUCUAUAUUGGAAAUUGUUUGGUUGCUUGGAUGAGUAAGAAGCAAAACUCUGUUUCGCUUUCCACAGCUGAAGCGGAAUACAUUGCUGCCGGUAGUUGUUGUUCCCAACUUUUGUGGAUCAAGCAAAUGUUGAGAGACUAUGGGAUUGAUCAAGGAACCAUGGUAGUGUUUUGUGACAAUACUAGUGCAAUCAACAUCUCCAAGAACCCUGUUCUGCACUCUAGAACAAAACACAUUGACAUUAGACAUCAUUUCAUUCGUGACUUAGUAGAAGACAAAGUGGUGUCAUUGGAAUAUGUUCCAACUGAGGGUCAAAUUGCUGAUAUUCUUACUAAACCUUUGGAUGUGUCUAGGUUUGAAUCACUUAGAAAGUCCAUAGGUUUAUGCACAGUCAAUUGACUUUCUCUAGAACCUGUCUAGGACUCCUUCUUGCAUAUCCUUGAGUCCUAGUUGUCUUCCUUUGUUCCUAACUUUAAUCAAGUUGAUGUCCUUUUGUUUUGGUUCAAUCAUUUCUUCAUUUUUCCAUAAAUUUUCAACAUUUGUUGAGUUCAUGAGAGUGACAUGCUUACUCUUUUGUUUAAGAGUUAAAUUGACUCUUAAUGAUCUUAAAUGCUUCAAGAUGUUUUUAUCUCCAUGGCUUGAUUGGUAAACAUGAUAUUGAAUCCUUGCUAUUUUGAUUUGAUUAGAUAAACCUCAAAAGGUUAGCUUCAUUUCUUUUAAGUGAGUAAUAGCUCAUGGUUGAAUCUUGUGAUUACAUAAAUUGUGAGUAAUGUUCUUUAUAGUCUAAAUGCAAACUUAUGUUUAUCUAAUGAGCAUUAAAAAGUGAGUAAAGUCAUCCAGAAUAUCCUUGAGUGUUUAAGAUUAUUCUUCCUUGAUUGUUUGCCCUCUCUUUGAAAUUAAAAAAAAAAAAAAAAAAAAAAUAUUAAGUUUCCCAGAAUGGUUAUGGCUCCUUGGCAAUGUUUCAAGGGUUAAAAAGCCUCCAUUGCAAGAGUGGGACAUCCCAUAUGUUGUUAUGUUGUAAAGGCCACCUUAGUGAUCCUCAAAUUUAAAAUAAAAAAAAAAAAAAAAAAAUGAUCCUAAGAGUGAAGCUCAUGUUUGUGAAAUCAUUUCAAUGCUCAAUGUGAAAAACAAAUGUUGUAUGAUUUUUUUUGGGAUGUGAAUAAGCCGUGUUAAACAGAAAUCCGGCCAAGAGAGGUGCAAAUUGACUUCUUGGAAUAUUAUCUUGAAUUUCUCUAGGAAGGAAGUGUGUCUUGAAAAUGAUUUUUUGCUUUAUGGGUGGAUAUAGGUUUAUAAGUGGAAAGAAAUUAACAUACUCACUAUUUUAUGGCGUCAUGAGUAAGUCUUCUUUGAGCUUAAACAUACUUGUUAGAAUGUUGAUAAUCAUUUGUUUUUUACCUAUUCAUUUAAUAAAUUUGGAAGGUUCUUCAAUCUUUGUGUUUAUUAAUUUUGUUUAAAGUUAAGCUCUUGGUAGCAUUCUUGUUCAAUAUGAAUCAAUUCUAACUCAUUGAUUGAAAGAUAAGUAUGUCAUCCUAUUGAAUCUUAGCUAUGGUGAAUCAAAUUUUCAAUGUUUGGAAAGCUUGUUGGACUUCUUGUGUUUUUAUUGUAGAUUUUUUGCCUAAGUCAUUUUUCAGUAGGGUGUCGAUCGAUCUGCUGAAUGUGUGGAUCGAUCCACUGUGUGCACAGUCUUGUCACCGAGAGCCCUUGAACGAUGUGUCGAUCGAUCCACCAAGAUCGAUACCAUUUGACUCCAACACUUAGAAAUUUUUUGUGAAAAGUUUCCUGCAGUUGCAUAAGUUUGUUCCUUCACCGAGAGCUCUUGAACGAUGUGUGGAUCGAUCCACCAAGAUCGAUACCACUUAUGCAUUUGUGUCAAAUUCCAUUUCUGCCCUCAUCUGGUUCAACUCCUUUGGUUUAAUGAAUCAGGGGUAUUUUCGUAAUUUUUUUUAUAUUUAAAAAAAAAAAAAAAAAAAAUUUCAAAAUUUCAAAAUCCCUAAACAUGUUUUCUUUGUUUUGUGUGAAAAUUUCCAAUUGUGUCCUCAAAUGGUUAUACUCAUGGGUUAAAUGGAUGAGGGGCAUUUUGGUAAUUAAAAGUAAAAAAAAAAAAAAAAAAACUCAAAAACCCCAAAUCUGGUUACUGGUUACUCGUCUCAUUCAUUUCUUUCCAAGCCCUAGGGUUUUCGUUCCAGAGAAGAACCCUUCGUCUCUUUUAUUCGCCGUCGUUUGGUUCGUUCCGGCCGUUGUCACCGGAAAUCUUCGCCGUGCACAGCUCUCAUUCUCGUUUCUGUCUGCUGUCGGCAUUUCGGUGUACUGUAAGCUCAUCUUGUCUCAUUGUUUUUCUCUCUGUUUGUCGCCUGUUUGUCGCUGGACUGCAACUCCAUUUCCGUUAGUGGGCAUUCGUUCCAGCUUUUCUUGUGGUAUCACUGAUCUGAUAUCUUCCCCGUCAAAGGAUUGCUGAUCUGGUAGCCCUUGGUCGUCACAGCUUUUCUCGUGUGUACAGGUUGGUUUUUCUUCCAUUGGUGUUGUUGGUUAGUUUUUGUGUGAGAUUUUCUCACAGUAGGCUAUUUGGGUGGAUUAUUUGGGAAAUAUGCCUCCAAAAUGUCGUAAAAGCAAAGCCCCUGUUAAAGGGUCAUCCUCUAGAACCUCAAAAGGUGCUCGAGAUGAAAAUUUAUCCAUCAUUCCUUCUAUCCAGCCUCCCAGUAUCCCCAAGGCUCCUGCAAAAACUUCAAUUGAUGGGAUUCCCUUCAAUGCGUUCCCGGCAAAAUUAUGUAGAGACCAGUACACUAAGGUUUAUCGUCAGAGGUCUCUUGUUCUUGAGAGACAACUUCAUUUAGAAUCCUUUCUCGACACACCAAUUCCAGACCUAUUUGUAGAACUAGGAUGGCUUCCUCUAGCAAACUUCACUGGGUCUGCUUGUGCUCCUAUUGUCCGAAUGUUCUAUUCGAACAUUAUUGAGCAUGACUUGGAUCAGUCCUACCUCCAAUCAAGUCUUUUUGGAAUUGUUGUUAAAGUCACCCCUAAGAUAAUUGCUGAAGUCUUAGGCAUCCCGUUGGUUCAAGCACCCUCUGUGAGUGAUUUGGAAAUCACCUCUGACCUGUUGGAUAGAGUGUCUAUUGACUUAUGGGGAGAGGUCCGAGGUCAGCUAGGCUCAGGGGUGCACACUGGUGGUUUAUCUCGUCCUGCUUGGGUGUUAGCUACUUUUCUAUCAUUCUCAGUUUAUCCCUCCUCUCAUCGGGCAAACAUUUGUAAGAAUGGUUGCAUUCUCUUGUCUCGUAUCCUUCAUCGGGAACCCAUCAAUCUAGCAUCUUGCAUUUUAGAUGAGAUGAUUUUUCGAGGUGAUCCUACAGUGUCUAAGAAGGAGGUUCUUCCCUUUGGCAUUUUGAUCACACAAAUCUGCCAAAGGGCUGGAGUUGUAUUUCCUGUCAAUUCUCCUUUUCUUAUGCCAAUGGGUCCCAUUGAUACCUCGUCUUGGAAUCGACGUCAAGGACAGAUUAAGGGUGCUCUUGGUUCUAAGAAGAAGGUGUGCCAUAGUAGAGCCAAGAGAAAAUUUGGUGAAAGUGACGCUGAUUCAGAUGUAGAUUCCACUGUCCUAGCUGAAAUUUGUGCUAGGUUUGAUGCUUUGGAUGAAAAGAUUUCUGCUCAAUCCACCUUAUUGUCUGAGCAGAUUUCUCAACUUCAAUCUUAUAUGGAGAGAGGUUUCUCUCUAAUUGAUGGACAAAUGCUUUGCAACAUGGAUCAGCUGCACGCUCUUGAAGAUUUUGUCCAUAAGCAUCUCUCUUAGCCAAGUAGCAGCUAGUUAUCAUUUUUUGGACAGCUCCUUGUCUUGUGUAAUUUGCUUAUCAUGUUCAUUUUGAUCAACUUAUGUACAUGGCUUAUUUUGGACAACUCUUUGUCUCAUUCUGGGACAAAAAGGGGGAGACAUUUUACACUUGACAAUUGACAUGAUCAUGACAUUGUGUUUUGUGCUUUGGAUAUUUGAUAUGUUGAUCAUGAUCAUAUUGUUUUGUAUUUGUGGUUAUUGGACAUGGUUAUUUUGACUCAUGAAUGUUAUUUUGACUCAUGGAUAUAUUGAUUAUCUUUAGGCAAAUGAUAUAUGUGGAUAUCUAUGUGUUAAUUUAUUCAAAUCUUGUGGAAGUGCCUUGGAAUAUGUACAGGUGCUACUAAUGCUUUUCUUGAGAUUUAUUUGCAGGUAUUGUAGUACCUAGGUUGUGGUUUUGAGUGAGUGAGGGGUCUUGUAUGAGAGUUGGGUGGGGCUUACUUACUUGUACUCAUUCGUGUUGUAAAGGGUUUUGUCCCAGAAUUGCCAAAGGGGGAGAUUGUGAGUGUUUAGCUAGGUUGGCAAUUCCGGACAAAAUUCCUAAGUGUCCCCUAACUCGGCUUUCCUAUUCCUAUUCGGACUACUUGACUUUGAAGACUAAGACUUUGCUAAGAGGCCAAGGUAUGUAGUCGAGUGUGGAGUGAUUGGGUGUGAAUCAACCCGGUUUUUAAUCUUUAAAAUGUGUUAGAAAGUUGGGAAAAAUGGUUUUUGGUGCAAGGCUUUUAUUCCUCUGUUUCUGGAUCGAUCCAGGUGUAGGGGUGGAUCUAUCCAACUAAUGUUUUUUUGAUCAAAUCUCAGCCAUUAGAUUAAGGGUUUCUUUUUACACUUUAAAAACCCAAUCUUCACUCAUUUUCUGGGUAGAGAGACUGCUGAAAACGUGGGGAGAGCAGCCACACUCCUAAGUGUUCUUCAUUUCUCAUUUUUGCUUUCCUAAGUUGGGGUUUUUGAUUGCAAAGAAAAUCAACUUCUCUUAAUGUUUUCAAAACUUGUUUUCAAUGGAUUUUCUUGAGCAAUAAAUGGGUUGAUUCAUUCUUUCAUUCACAUCUAAAUCUCUCAUUCUAUUUGGGUUGUGCAAAAACCCAUUUUCUUCUUGUGUGGAUUCAAGAAGAGGCCGAGAUUGAGCUUGGUGCGGACUCCAAGUGUGCUCCAAAAGGAGAAGCUGAAAAUGAAGGUACUAGUCAAGUAUUCCGGGAAGGAUUGGUUGGCUUGAGCUAGGUAAAACCUUGUACUCAGUUUUUUAUUCUUCAUAGUGGAGUUUUCAAUCGGUGAUAGGCCCGUGGUUUUUGAUCUCUUCGGAGGUUUUCCACGUUAAAAAUCUGGUGUUCAUUGUCUCUUUCUCUCACUCUAUAUUUUGUUUUAUUUUUGAGGAGUGUUGAAGCAUUUGCAUGUGUUUUGCAUUUAUAAAUUGUUGGGAGAGUGUUGAUGCAUACAUUGUUGCUUGUGGAUGUUUUAUUAAGGUUAGGUAAUCUUUGUUGGGAGAAUUUUAAAAUUGUUCUACAACACCUAUUCACCCCCCUCUAGGUGUAGUUCAUUAUUGAGAUUCACAUUUUCAGAUUGCUUUCUACAAAUUACAACACAUGGUACUUCUAUGUUUGCCAAACCUCACAAGCUUCAAUUCAGGGGGCUAUAUAUUCUCAUUCCCAUCCUUGGAGCAUAUGGUGGUGGAAGAAUGCCCCAAGAUGAAAAUUUUCUCUCCAAGCCUCGUAACUACACCAAAGCUAGAAAGAGUAGAAGUGGCAGAUGAUGAGUGGCAUUGGCAUAAUGAUCUAAAUACCACAAUCCAUAAUUUGUUUAAAAAGACACAUGGUAAUGUUGAGGUUGAGAUUGUGGAAUUAGGAGUUGGUUCAACAUUAUGAUUAUGCCAUUUUUGGUUCUUGGGAAUGUUACCGUGGCUGAAUUUCUAACCAUGCUAAUGCAAAACCUAGCGCUUCUACACACAUGGCGGUGGUGAAAGCAGAGAGAGAAGUGUCACAGAUGUUGAUGGAGUUGGGUUGUCGGUGCUCUCCUCGUAGCCCUUUUACUAUGGCAAUGAAUCCAAUGAUUUCGCUCUUCGAUCACAGCAACAAACCCUGCCACCAUGUGAAGGAAGUAAGGGGAUAUUUUCUGUGGUCAGUGUAUUCAAGUGAUAUAUGAGAUUAAUGAUUUGAAUUCAAGAGUUCCAUUUGCUCACCGUGUGGGACUUCUGUCAGAUGAACUCUAUAAGUCUUCGCUGUUUGAUGCGUAAGCCCUACCAAUAGAAGAACUUUCUGGAGCCAUGUAGUGAGGUGUUUCUCCAAUUGCUUUGGUGGAAUGAAAUUGUUAGUGGAAUUGUGUCCAAUGUGGCCUCUGCCCUUGUGAAAUGGCUAUGGUCAUUGAAGUCUACCACCAAUAUAGAUGGUAGACCCAAGCUGGUUGUUGGCUUGCCUGAAGGGUAAUCUAGGCAUGUAGAUGGGAAACUAAGAGAAGCAAGGAUGAACCAUCCAAAAGGGCUUACAGUGGAUGAGAAUAUGGCUAUCAGGAAAAUCAGUACUGAUGCAAGUAAACUUUAGGGGUUACAACAUUGCUAGAGGAAAGUGGGGGCGAGGAGAAGGUCAUGUUGAUGGUCCAAUUCAAGAUACAAAGGUCUCAAAUGAUUUUGACAAAGUUUACAUUGGAAGUAGCUGCUCUCUUAUGGUUAUAGACAAAGUUCUCAAAUGAAAACAAAUACCCAUAGUUUGUCUAUACAGAGUUUUUAUUGUUCAGAAAGUUAUUGUUGAGCAAGAAAAUGUUUCUAUCAACCAUUUCAUUUGAAAUGUUAAUAUUGAAUUUAUUCGAAAAGAUAUUUAAAAUUGAAGCAAGGGAAAUGAAUUAAAGAUGAAA
Molecule: messenger RNA, 11396 nt
Organism: Vitis vinifera (wine grape)
Lineage: Eukaryota; Viridiplantae; Streptophyta; Magnoliopsida; Vitales; Vitaceae
Product: retrovirus-related Pol polyprotein from transposon TNT 1-94
Exons: 9
Coding region: 200-5143 (1647 amino acids)
Biological process (GO): DNA integration
Molecular function (GO): nucleic acid binding; zinc ion binding
Source: RefSeq, a predicted model, not a curated record